GAACGAGCCCCUCUGACGUCCCUUCCCUCGCGCGGGAUUACGCUAACUGCUGCUAACCAGUUGACAUCCGAGAACAAUCCCGAAUAUUAAAAACCUUUUCGGCGCCAUCAGGGAAGCCGGAGCCUUUUAUGGGUUCCUGAGUGUUCUCCUCAUAGAUGGAUCAUCUCUAACAGGAGCUGGGUCUCCAUUGCUGCUCGAUUAAGGAAGCUGUUGACACCAGUCCGCAGAUUGGACAUGUUUGUUAGCAGCCUCGGUGUCCGCUGCUAGACUUUAACUUUUUUUGUUUGUCUGUUGCUGUUGGUUUUUGCGGAAGUUUUCCUCUGGUAUGCGCCUAAGCCCCCAGGCUCAGCCCACCCUGAGCCUUCAGGAGCCAUGAAGCUGCAGUGUGAUGUCGAGGUGGUGAAUCGGAUGCUCCCAACGUACGGGAUGAGAAGUCGGGGGAAAGGGACGAGAGCGGUGCUGUCGAUCGGGAAACACUUGGACAAGUCGAGUCAGCGCAGUACCAUCUACAUGAUGAUCUGCACAGCCAAAGACAGAACCGGGUCAAAGUAUAAGCUGAGAGGCAACGUAGAGAAGUUCUUCACAUGGUUUGUGGAGGAGGGCAAAGCAACGGUGAGGUUAAAGGAACCAGCGGUUGACGUCUGUCUGAGCAAGGCCGAUGCAAAUAGCUUGAAGAACUUCCUCUCAGCAGCACGUCUGGCCGACCGAGGGAGUGACACGAGCAGCCUUCCUCUGUCCACGCUUACUCCUGUUCGUGCCAGAGAUGUAGAGCAGCCAAAGAAGAAGCUCUCAGUCAUGUCCAAGAAGGAUUACCCUCUCACCUCCAACUUCCCUUAUUCCCUGGAGCAGUUGCAGGUCUCCUACUGCAAACUCUCACGGGUGGACAUGCGAAUGCUGUCCCUCAAAGCUCUACGCAGGCUGGAUCUGAGCAACAAUCACAUAAAGAAACUUCCUGCCACCAUCGGCGACCUCAGCUGCCUCUCUGAACUCAUCCUUCACAACAACCAUCUGGAGGCCUUCAGUGAAGCCCUGUGCUUGUCCACGCUGCAGCAGACCCUCCAGGUCCUGGACCUCAGCCAGAACCGGCUGCAGUCCCUGCCCACUCAGUUCUGUCAGCUCAGAGAACUGAUGAACCUCAAGCUGGAAGACAAUAAGCUUGUGGGGUUGCCUUUCCAAAUUGGCAGGCUGUCGAAGUUGAGGUUCCUGUCCGCUGCACACAACGAGCUGACUGUUCUGCCAGCAGACUUCUUUAAGCUGAGUCUUGAAAACUUGGACCUGUUUGGAAAUCCGUUUAUCCAGCCCAAUCCUUUGGACCACUCCAUGCAACUUGCCUUCCCACUUCCACUACAGGAGAUCGCCUCCAGAGCUGUAGUUAGUCUCAGAAUCCCGUACGGACCUCACCUCAUCCCCGCCCACUUGUGUGGAGACCUCGAAGCAGCAAAGACAUGUGAGUGUGGGCGUGUCUGCAUCAACUUCUUCGUUAAGACGGCAGUGAGCAUGAACCUGCACCAAGUCUCUCACACGGUCGUGUUGGUGGAUGACAUGGGAGGCACGGAUGUGCCGGUGCAGCAGCACUUCUGCUCCCUCUCCUGCUACUCUGCGUUUUUAGACAGCUGUCUUCAGCGAGGCCUGAGAUGAGAAGCAACAGACCGCUUUGUCUUAAGCAUCCAGAAACAUGAUGAAAUUGCAGUGGAGGCUGCAAUAGAUCUUGUUACAGUGAAUGUAUGGAGGCAGCUGGGGUAGUUACAACCCAGGACCAUCCUGAUGAUUGCUUUAGAUGACAGUUGAAACUCAGUUCUGUUGUGUUUUUAACAGUGCUUCAUUCGGUUGGUUUUACACCUACAUUAAUCUUAGGACCUGCUCUGUCUGAGUAGUGUUGACUAUAUAAAACAAAGCAAUAAUCCUGCACUGCUGCCAAAUCUCAAACAUCAUCUUGCUUUUGUCCUGUAUCUGAGACUCCAGGUUCCUCUACAGACCUACAUCUAUACGACAGGGGAAUAAAGAAAUAAGCACAGCGCCUCAGGGGUCCACGAGGCAGGGCUACAGGGAAUCUGUUAUUAGAGAUGCACUGAUCAGGCUUUUCUAGUUUUCACUGACUCGCUAAUAUUCUAAGGAUUAAAACACAUAAAAGAGGAAAGCAAAUAGGCUGCAGGUUAUCUGUUAAUGGAAGGAACUUUGAAUCCUGCAGAAAGCGGACCUACAAAUGUGACCCCAGUGAUGCAUCAAAGCAUCUGUCCCUAAUCUUUAACUGAUUUUUACUAAACUCAGAAAAGUGCCUCAAAGUACACGCUGCUGGUUUAUGUGUUUAGAGACUAAAUAGUGUGAUUUCUUAGUUUUGAUCCAUUUAAUAAAUAGGAAAAGGAUUCAUAUUUUUACGUAUUUCACCUGCCGAUCAAAGGAAGGUAAUUUUAUUAUGCAUGUAAAGUUCAAGAAUUUUUAUAAGUACAUAAAGAAUAAAAGUAUUCAUUGUUG
Molecule: messenger RNA, 2472 nt
Organism: Girardinichthys multiradiatus
Lineage: Eukaryota; Metazoa; Chordata; Actinopteri; Cyprinodontiformes; Goodeidae
Gene: lrr1
Product: leucine rich repeat protein 1
Exons: 5
Coding region: 373-1638 (421 amino acids)
Molecular function (GO): protein binding
Source: RefSeq, a predicted model, not a curated record